Molecule: messenger RNA, 846 nt
Organism: Sclerotinia borealis F-4128
Lineage: Eukaryota; Fungi; Ascomycota; Leotiomycetes; Helotiales; Sclerotiniaceae
Source: the annotation of a GenBank genome assembly
AUGACACAAAAAUCCGUUCUCGUCACCGGCGCCAGCGCCGGCAAAAUCGGUCACGCCCUCGUCCUUGCCUUCCAACAAGCAGGAUUCCUCGUAUUUUCCUGCGUGCGCGAUGCCUCUGCAUCCGACGACCUUGCAAAAAUGCCCAACGUACACAUCAUUACGCUAGAUAUAACAUCCUCUGCAUCCAUCACUGCAGCCGUGGAAAUCGUGAGAGAUCGUACUUCUGGUGCGGGCUUGGACGUUCUGAUGAAUAGCUGCCGAGUGGAAUUCGUCAUGCCGUUACUGGAUUAUGAUGUACGUGAGGGAAAGAGACUUUUUGAUAUUAAUGUUUGGGGUACUUUGGCUAUGAUUAAGGCUUUUACUCCGCAGCUUGUGGGGAAUAAAGGGAUGGUGGUUAAUAUGAGUUCGAUUGCGGGGUUUAUUCAUAGUCCUUGGCUUGGACUCUACGCGGCAUCCGAAUCCGCGCUCAAUACUCUGAGCGAGACUCUCCGUCUAGAAUUGGCACCUUUCAAUGUAAAGGUCUUAACCAUAGUAUCAGGCGCCGUCAAAGCCGAUAUCUAUAAGAAACCUGGAGAAUUUAGCUUACCCCCUGAUUCUAUAUACGCACCGAUCGCAUCCAAGGUGGCCGAUGUUGCCGAGGGGAAAACAAAUCCAGAGAUGAUGGAAACUCAUGCGUAUGCUUUGAAGGUAGUAGCCGAUGUGUUGAAAGAGAGAAAUGGACUUGUGUACAGGGGUAAUUGGGCAACCGUGACACAUAUUCUUAGUUGGUCUCCAUCAUUUAUCCUGGAUGGAAUAGUUUCAGCGAAACGAGGUCUGGAUGAGCUUGCUAAGUACCUGAAAGGCUAG